UUAAUCCUUUCAAAAUAAUGCCCGUGUUUUGCAUUGUUUACCAUUUUGUUGCACAGGCUGUAUUGCUAAUACCUAAAAAAAUUGCAAAAAAUAUUGUAACAAAUAUUUUAAGAGGGGUUUGUAACUAUUUUACUGCGUUUAAUUAGGGUUCUAUUUUGUUCUCGGCAAUUUAAAAAAAAAAAAACUUACUAGAUUAGUGAGAUAUUGUGGUAAAUGACGUCAGCGUAAGUGAAGUCAACUCGGGUUUCAUCGGAUGUGGUCUCACCUCACGAGCGUCGGAAGAACAAGCAUUUAACCAGUUGAGUAAGACGGCAGGUGGAUGACAUUUCCUCAGAAUCGAGAGAGAUAUUGGAUCCACAGAGUUCUGAUCUUGUUCCUGUCGCGUGCAAACAAACCAGCUCUGAGUCCUGGUCACUAUGUCCAGUGAUCCACCUCCUCCCUACCCUGGAGGUCCCAGUGCCCCCCUUCUUGUGGAGAAAAAUGGACAGCCCGAGACUGUAAGAACUACUCCCAUCCAGGGACAGCCCCUUCCCCCAGACUAUGGCCCUCCACCCUAUGAGGCACCACAGCCGGGUUUCCUUCCCCCCCAUGUCCCAGGAGAGGGUCAUAUGCCCAUGCCUAUGCCCAUGCCUCCGCCAACACAAGGUGGCCCCUACCCACCGCCUCCUGGUCACUUUGCUGGCCCAAUCCCAGGACAGAUGGGUCCAGGCCCCGGCCACUUUGUGCACAUGGGGGGACACACGACAACAGUCCUGGCUCCACCAGGUGCAGCCACCACCGUGACGGUACUGCAGGGGGAAAUGUUCCAGACCUCGCCAGUGCAGACUGUGUGUCCACACUGCCAACAAGCAAUCGUCACCCGCAUUUCCCACGAUGUUGGCCUCAUGAACACACUCUUCUGCCUCUUCUGCUUCUUUGUAGGGUGUGACCUGGGAUGCUGCCUGAUUCCCUGCCUGAUUGACGACCUGAAGGACGUGACACACACCUGUCCUUACUGUAAGGGCUACAUCUACACAUACAAGCGUAUAUGCUAACCACCGACAGCUGGAUGCCACAGAGCCAUGUACAUGCACACAGAAACAAAAUCGCAGCUCCCCUGGCUGGUAGUAACAGCCCCNUUUUUUUUUUUUUUUUUUCGCAUAGUGUUGUGAAACCCUCUUGUAUUGUAAUCGCAGUUUUCCCAUUAGCUCACAGGACAUUUGCUGUAUAUAUUUCUUCAUAUUUUAAUGUCUUAACAUGAAGUUGUACAGAUCCCUGUUACUGCUAAUGAUGAGAGAUACUAAAACUGGCUGCAGCCAUUUUAGUGACAUGCAUGUGAAUUGUAGGACUGUAAAAGCUUUGGCAGCCUGAUGUAGAGGAAAACUCUCCCCGUCUAAUUUUUCUUUUAAUCCGUUCAAAAUGCCAUGUUCCUCCGGAUUAUGUUACAGAGAAAUGUGAAUAUUUGUGUGUCAUUUUUGUUUUUGACAUUUGUAGCUGUUGAAUGGGAGAAAACUGACCAUUUACUGACACAUCUGCUAGAAAUUACAAUAAUUUUCUUUGCUCCAAUCAGGAGCUGACUUAUUGUUACUCACCAGUUCCUCGUGUUUGUGAUCUACUGUCAUUGUAAUGUCAUCAUUUGCACUUUAUGUUAUAUUUUUAGCCCUUUUAUUCCUGAAGAAAAUCUGUCCUGUUUUAAUUUCCCUGAAGGAAGUGGAAUAAUUGUAAGCGUAAAGGUAAUAUAUAACUAAUCAAAAUAUAUUUGAUUGGAGGAUAUUGUAGUCUGUGUUGAGGAAAAUGCUUUUGUGAGAACACUGCAUGACAUCUCUGUGAUUCUCUGAGAUGGACACUUUAAAGUAGAUUCCUCACUGAUUUUAAAGUAGUAAACUAUAUUUAAAGGAAAAAGGGAUGCAGCCAUCAUUGCAUUGAUCACCUUCUAAUCUUGAUAUUCGUCAUCUAUGACUGCAUAAUGAAAUGCAUGUUAGAUGAAGCGAUAGCCUUGACUAAACACUGACAAUAGGCUUAAAAAAAUCAAAAUAGUUUUUUUAUUGGAUAUACCACUAACAGUGUAAAAGCACUGUUCCAUCACAGCAUGUCCGAUUUCAUUUUUCACUGACGCUUUGGAGGUGCAGAAUCUGUCCGCAUGAGCUACGCAUUCAAAUAAAUAAUUCUCAUUGGCUGGCUCCUAGAUUUGCAUUUUUUUUUUCCUCCUUACCUUAAGGAUGAUUGAGCCGCUCUAGAAAUUGCAUUUUGAGUUCAAGGAUUGCAUACAAAAUAAUCUCGUGGGAACCAGUGGCAUGCAUUGCUCUCAAUGUCUGCAACAAGGUACAAACAUUCAAGACAAUUUAAUUGACUGUUGUACACAGGUAUUAUUUUAUCAAUAAAAGCUCUGAAAGAAA
This is a messenger RNA of Oryzias melastigma (Indian medaka), 2375 nucleotides long. It is a transcript of the gene cdip1, whose product is annotated as cell death-inducing p53 target 1. Gene Ontology annotation, biological process: tumor necrosis factor-mediated signaling pathway; intrinsic apoptotic signaling pathway in response to DNA damage by p53 class mediator. Gene Ontology annotation, molecular function: zinc ion binding. Lineage: Eukaryota; Metazoa; Chordata; Actinopteri; Beloniformes; Adrianichthyidae. The transcript has 5 exons. The record is from RefSeq and is a predicted model, not a curated record. Bases 417 to 1034 code for a protein of 205 amino acids.